AUGGGAGAAGCACAAGAACUGCAGCUCAGCAUCAUGGCUCAGGAAGCAAAUGAAGCAAGCUCACCAGGGCAUACAAAUAUUCCCGACCGGUCACUGCUUCCUCAGCGCAGAAGUUUCAACUGGUGGCUUAAAGUGGCCAUUUAUGCAUUCCUUGUCAUCGCUGGCCAGUCAGUUGCAACACUCUUGGGAAGAUUGUACUUCGAUAAAGGCGGCGACAGCAAAUGGCUGGCAACAGUGGUACAACUUUGUGGCUUUCCUGUCCUGCUUCCUUACUAUUGCAUCCCAGCAGCAAGCAGAAAUCCAAUCACAAAAAUAGUACUGUCCAAUUCAAACAACCGCCUAGCUUACCUUCCUGUGUCUACUUAUUCCCUCAUUUGUGCAUCCCAAUUGGCCUUCAAUGCGCUUUUCUCCUUCCUCCUCAACUCACAAAAGUUCACUCCCUACAUUGUCAAUUCUCUAGUUCUCCUCACCAUCUCCUCCACCCUCCUCGUGUUUCAAGGUGACUCUGCGGAUGACCCUAGUGGAGGAUCGAAAACAAAGUAUGCGAUCGGGUUCAUAUGCACUGUUGGGGCAUCAGCCGGAUAUGGAUUGGUGCUUUCCCUAACACAACUUGCCUUCAAAAGGGUUAUAAGAAAGGAGACAUUUAGAGUGGUCAUGGAUAUGAUAGUGUAUCAAGCUCUAGUUGCAACCUGUGUCAUCUUGGUCGGGCUUUUUGCUAGCGGAGAGUGGAAGGGUUUGAAGAAAGAGAUGGGGAUGUACAAACUAGGGACGGUAUCCUAUGUUAUGAAUUUGGUAUGGAUAGCUAUAACAUGGCAGCUUUUUGGUAUUGGCGUAAUAGGCUUGAUUUUGGAGGCCUCUUCCCUCUUCUCCAAUGCCAUAAGUGCUAUGGGUUUGCCUGUUGUUCCAGUUCUAGCUGUGAUCUUCUUCCACGACAAAAUGGAUGGAAUUAAGGCAAUGGCCAUGGUUUUGGCCAUUUGGGGCUUUAUUUCUUAUGCUUAUCAGCACUACCUUGAUGAUCGUAAGUCCAAGAAUGAGAACAAAAAUGUCAAUGUUGAAGUUUCUAAAGCUUCAUCACUGGAAAAAAUUAAUGGUUGA
Molecule: messenger RNA, 1095 nt
Organism: Prunus armeniaca (apricot)
Lineage: Eukaryota; Viridiplantae; Streptophyta; Magnoliopsida; Rosales; Rosaceae
Source: the annotation of a GenBank genome assembly